AUGCAGUCGUAAUAGUAGCUGACAUCUCCGCAGCGAUCUGCUGGAGAUACUAGAAACAAACGAUCUGGAGCUAACCCCAACUCGCCUGAUGGAUAAGACCCUGCUUUUGAUAAUUCAAACGAGGCAGUUGAGAAGAGACUUUAAGAAACGAUUAAGAGAGCUGAGUCUGACUUUGAAAGGUUCACGAGGAAUGAUCAGUAGAUCAAAAGAAAGGAUACAGUUGAGGUAGUCAUGGAUGUCCUCAAUAGAAUCAAGGCAGCAGCCGACGAGAUCAAUAAGAUGUCACAGGAGCAGAGAGAGAAGUUGUAUUACUUAACUUACAACUCAACCAUCAUUAUCUUCAAGAUAUGUCACUAACUCAGAGAAGCCAAUUAUUCAAAAGAAGCAACUCAUUUCUUGGCUUACAAUGUACUUUGCUUGGACAACAACUUGAUCUUAACAACAGCCAAGUACCUAGAUUGGCGUGUGAUGAACUACGUAGAACUAGCUAGAUGCUAUGCCGACUAAAUGGCUUACAAGGCAGCCACAAGAGUUAUCAGUUACGGUAUUCAAAAGGUACUCUACUUGAAGCAAAUUGAAGAGCAAGAUCCUCCAGUCCCAGAUGGCACCAAAGAGGUGCUUGUAGAAGCACUAAGAAUUCUUAGAACCCAAGAACUGAAGUAUCAAUUACAGACAGGUGUGCUAACUCCUGAUGCCUGGAAGAAAAAGAUAGAGGAGACAUUCAACUAGAACAAGUAUCACAGAAGUUUGGCUAUUGUUGAGUGUUUGACCACUAAUGACCCUGGUUGUUGCAGACUCGUUCAGAGAAGUGCUAAGAACAUUGCUAUCAAGACUCAAGCUCUCAAGUUAUCAAUGGAAAUGGUAAAAGCUGAUGUUCUGUUAUUAAAGCAAGCUUUGAUUCAGAUUCAUGAGAAGAAGAAGCGUGAUCGUGAAAAGAAAGACCAGCUUCUGAACAAAGAGGCCGACAUGAACGUGGAUGAAUUGCUUGAAAAGUACAAAGCUCUUGAUUCAGAGAUGAUCAAAGAAAAGGACUGGAAAUUCGCCAGCUAUAAUGUCCCCAUUGAGGUGCAUGUUGAACUCCUUAAGAUGAGCUAUGAGUGCAAACUGUGGGCUGAGUUCGAUCUAUUACUUGACCCUGCUCUAGUUAGACUCAAGUUUAGAAGAUAUGAGACACCCUAUCUUGCAACUGUUGAUGUCCUUAUGAGUGCAAGCAAGAUUGCUAAUAUUCCAAAUGGAUUCGAAAAAAUACCUAAGGAUAUUAACGCAGCAAACCUAAGAAUAGAACUUAAGAGACUAAGAGCCCAAGCUAAAAUGGCAGGACCAACUGGUGGAGCUGAGAAGAAAGAAGAAGACAAAAAGAAAGAAGACUCUAAGAAAGCUCCAGCUCAAUAACCACCAGCCAAAGCAGGAGCUAAACCAGGUGGUAAACCAGAUCCAAAGGCUUAGUAGUAGCAGCAAGAGAUUCCUAAGGACGAGGAAGAUGAGCAGUAAAUCCAAGCAAGUGAAGCUGAGCUAGAGAAGAUCAAGCACAUUUAUGUUAAUCUGCUACUUCAGCGUACCAAGAACUCUCAGAAUGCUAUAGUGGGUAUCGAUGUUGUUCUGGCUGAUGAGAACCGCGGUCCAGAUCUCCCUGACAACCACUACGCAGUUGCAGUACCAAUCAGAUAGCACACAGGAGUCUAUGAGAAGACCAAACUCAUACCUUAUAUUGUCUUCAGAAGAACUGCCAACUCUCUUAUUGAUGAAGAGGAUUGUCUUUCCAUUAUCACUGAUGUUACUGUCAUUAUGGGGCAAGAUCCUCAUAUUAGAGCACCACUGGGAUAUCACAAGAUACCUGUAGACUUGAGACAAACACCUAGAGAUCUUGAAAGAGUACCCAACCUAGACUAUGUCUAUGUCUGCUAUAAGACUGAUAAAUAACUUGCACUUACUGAGAGAGAUUUACUUGUCUUCAGAAGAGUAGCUGACCUUGAAAAAUCACUAAUUGAAAAGAAUACCCCUGAUUAUAAGGCCUUAGACGAAGCCAGAGUCUUCAUGAGUGUGAACUAUAAUAUCGAGAUGCUAGUUGAUCUUAGUAGAACCAUCAAAGAGGCAUUACUGGGACCUCUAGGCGAUCACUUUUUAGAAAACAGGCAGGACAUCCUAUUUGACAUCUGCUGUUUCCUUUGGCAGAAAUUCCUUCUUCCAGUUUUGCAGAGAGUUGACACCUACACCGAAAUGCGGCAUUAGCGAGAAUACCCUAUUGAGUUUGUAGAAUAGAUGGAUGAAUAUGUGAUCUAGAUAAAGAAUUACUUUGUCGAAGCCUUCAACGUCAUGCAGCGAAUUCUAACUCGCAUCCCAUUCAUCGAUGACAUGAUCAUGUACUGCAAGUUCUCAAUUUACCUCGCCACCCUUUAAGAAGAGAUUGGAGAGUUCCGUAAUGCAGUACAGACUCUAAGAUCAGCUAUUGGCAAGAUCGUAGAAUAUCGUGAAGAGAGACUCAAGCAGUGUCUAGACUCCAAGGAAAACAUUAGGACUUCAAUGAGCAUCACAAUUGAUAACAAAAAGAUUGGGGAUUUAGAGCAAAGGAUCAACAUUAUACAUGAAACUUGGGAGCAGAUGAUACUCAGGAAGGAAAGAGAAAGAGAGCGCAGGGAAAGAGAAGAACCUGGCUUGGACGAGGAUGAGGGCGAUGAAGAGCAGUUAGAAGUGCAGGAAUGCAUUGAGGAGUUGAAGAACAAGGAUCUAUUUGAAAGAAAUAUCAACAUUGAGGAAUGGAGAAAAACUACGAGAUCCAAGAAUCAAAUUCAAAAUGUCAGGUAUUUCAACAACUAAGAACAGAUUAUUCACUCUCUUCACUCAGAUCUAUUGAUCAACCUGUACAGAUGCGAAAUUAAACUUGGUCGUGAAAUGGGAGUAGUCAAAAACUAAACCAAUAAGCUGCUUAUCUCUCAAGGAAUCGACUUAAGCAAGAAUGCUCCAGGCAAUAUUACCAAAAAUCUAGCGCAGUCUCUUAAUACCAAAAUGAAUUAGACUAAGAAUAAGACCAUAAGUAAGUCCAAGAAUGAUCUCUCCAAUCUAAAACAGACACUCCAAGAGGCAGGUAAACUUCCACCUCCAAAGCCACAGAUUCAAUCUUAUGAAAAGAUUCUUGAGAAGGAAAAUAAUCAAAAUCCCUAUUAAAACGCUCUGCUACAUAUGUGUCUAGCUGUGGCUAAGUCAAAUAUUGUAGAGUAGAAGUCGUUACUCUUAGAGGCCGUUGAAUGCUUGAAGAGAGCCAAGCAGCAGGAAGACAAUUUAAGUUAGUUGUCGUUGGAGAAUGCAAUUUAUAUUAAAGCAGCUCAGCAUUAUCAUGAAUACUAUGAGAGAACUGCUGAUCAGGUGCAUCCCUUCAAUCUCAUGGCUAAGCAGUAAUACAUCAAGAAGUCAAACGUGCCAGCCAAACCAAUCAUGAUUUGCAGAACUAGUACAAGCAUUGUGAUGAAACUUCCUUUCUAUAGGCCAGUCACUGAAUAUAAAUCCUGGAGAAACAUUAGCCAGAUGGCUUUAUUCGGUAAACCCAGUGGUUCAGGUGUCGGCGUAAGUCUUAACAAUACUGAGUAUGAUGGUACUGGAGAUAAAAGACAGCCAGGUGCUGUAGUCAAAGUAACUGGCCUUAUUCCUAAUGAAAAAUACGUGUUUGCAGCUGGUGGAUAUACUCAUGACGGUAUCUGUGUGAAUGGAAUAGGUGAAACCUCAAAUGACAUUAUAACGCUUUUGCCUUUGUCAUUACACUAACUUCAAGGUUACUUAGCUGAAAUUGCUUUUAAGCUUGGUCAUUAUCAAAUAGCAAAGCAAGUAGCAGAGAAUCUGUGUGCUUAGUUCAUUGAGAAAAAUGAGUUCAAGUACCAGAUGCUUGACACUCGUAUUAACCCCAUCCUGGCUUUUAAACUCAACCACGAGUACUUAUAAUUACUAUCUCCAAUUGAAGCCAAGUAGAUUGCAGAAGCCUUUUUAAUCCUAGCUAAAGUAUCAAAGAUAGUAAAAUCUGACACUCAAAAGAAGGCUGAUCUAAGUGAGCUUAAGGUAGAGAAGCAAAAGAUUGAUAUGAAAAUUUGUAACUAUUUGCAAAUAGCUUUGGACAUUGGCACCAGUAUAAACUAGCAUGUACUUGUCAAGAGAGUUGUCUCAGAAAUCUAUAACCACCUUAACCCUUACUUCCAACUUAAUCCAAGACCUUAAUUAAUGUUCCAAAUCUUGUUUAAGUGUCAUUAAUCUCUUAGACUAGUACCUUCUGAAUUAUUAGACUCGAACAUGCGCAAGAUCAUUGGAUGUAUUUCUUAUUAGAUCCUAAGAUUAGACUUUGAAAACUCAGAGGAGGAGUCAUUCAAACGAAUCAUGAUAUCUGAGUUGCCCUUAAACACAAGGAAAUGGCGCAAGUACACUUAGUACAUAAUUCGCAGACCUCAACUAACUGAAGAACUUAGAGUGAAAAAGGAGGAGCAGGAGAAACGUAUCAGACUCGGAGAGAACAUACCUGAUGCUGAUUUAAUCAGAGAUCCAGACCCUUAUGAAGAGAAAAUUGUGAAGUUUGAAGAAUUUGAGACUGAAGGUUAAUCGUUUGAGGAAUUCUUGUUAUAGCUCAUUGAUUAUCAAGAUGUUGUCAAAGCUAAGACAGAAAGAUGGAAGCUUGCAAUAAAUAGAUUCUAGAAAACUGCUACUAAUGGUAAUGAAGUAGUCGAUAAAGCUAAAGAGCAGUUAGUUCAAAUAGUUGAUUUCUGGGAAGGUGUGAAACUCAACAACCCACAAGUUUAGCUUCAGCAAAUUAUUCUAUCCUAUGACUAAGGCAAUCAAAAUGCAAGAUAUCUGGAAUUCUGCUGCAAAUGUGUGAGAAGAGCUAUGGAGCUAGGCAUGACCUCAUUUGCUGAACUUGAGGAGAUUGUUGCCAACAAGGUCAAAAUCGCUGAUGAUGUAAUUUCAAAUAUCGAGAACAAAUCAGCUGAGAGACUAGAGUACCUUGAAAAAGAUAUUGUGAGAAAGCAAAGAAAGAGAUUCAAUAUGCUUGAAGAAAAAGUUGCUUAAAUUCAGGAGUCAAACAGCAUUACAUAAGGAGCUAAGGCCUUUAAUAUGAAGCAACUUGACGAGAUUAUCCAAGGAGGCAAUCUUAUGGACGAAGAAGAUGACUACUGGGGUAUAGUUUAAUUUGAUAACGAAGAGGAGGAGAAGUUCAAUACUUACACAUAUCUUUGGAUCAGUGAGAAGCUGCUGCUUUAGGGAAUGAACUCCUUCCUUAACAUGGCACUAACCUUCCCUCAGAGAUCUUUGACUCAGGCAGGCAACUCUCAAGUGGUCUUUAAUGAUAUCCUACAGAUUGACUUCAACAAGUACAAGUAGGCUUUAGAUGAGCACAAUGACAGAAUCAAGAUUCAAAGAGAAUCCUUUGAAGAGGAACACAAGCAUGACACGGAGAAGUUCGUGCUUAAAAUUGAGGACAGAGUCAAGAAAGUAGCUGCUAUACUUAAGAUCAUGGCAAGAGCUGCUGAGUAUGCCAGAAACGCCCGUGCCUGGCUGCAACUAGAGAGCAUCAUUAGAUACACUUGGAAUGUACUGAACUAUGAUAUCACCAGUCCACUUGAAUUGAAAGAGACAGAUGCUUGGAAAUACGUAGUCAUACUAGCUGAGACUAGCUUGUAUCUGGUUGAAUACCUGAGAGGUGGUGGGCAACUCAGAAAAUAAGGAGGCCACGAGAUUGAUCUUAUCAAGAGUCAAAAGCCAACUAUGCUCAAAGAACCAGGAAAAACAGUUGGAUUCAGAAUUUAAGCUGAGGAGGAAAUGGGCAAUGGUGGUCAUGAGUUGAAUCAUAAUGAGUCUAAGCAGACUAUUGGCACCAGCAAGAGUGGAAAUAUGGGGGCUAAUGGAAAAGGACUCAAGUGGUAUGAGAAGAUUCAGGAAUUCGAUAUCACUGUCCAUUGCAGCUUCAUUACCUAUGGUGUUCAAUGCUUAAUGGGAGUUAAGAAAUGGGAAUCACUCGUUGAUCUCAGCAAUAGAAUCAACACUGCUAGUGAAAACACCUAUGCAUAACAACUUCUACCUUUUAUCAUCUAUGCCUAGACAACCUUAUUCGAUGAUGCAGCAGCUCGCACUCUAGCCAAGAGAGGUGAGUUGUAAGUGAGAAUCUCUCAAUUUGAGAAUUGGAAAGCCACCAACAAAAAGAAGAGAAGUCGCCAAGCUAUGAUUACUGGAGAGAUACCCCCAGAGGAGCAGGAAUUCUUAAGAGACAAGGCCAGAAUAGAAAAAGAGAUCAACAGACUAGAGAUCAUUGAAAAUGUACUGAUGACUGACAAGCAGAAGUCAGAUUAGCUUUUGGAAUUCAUCAAGAGAGACGCUAAUAGCUGUGAAGAGUCACUCAAGUAAUGUCGUAAGUUGUACUUCCAGUUUGGAGUGGAGACUCAGAACCUCAGAAUUGAUGAGCUUAAAAAGGGUUAAACCCAUUUUGAGAUCAAAGCAAAGAAAAAGGGACACAAAGUCUACACCAACAUGGUGAUUCAGAACUACAAGAAGUGUAUAGAACUGCUCAGAAAGAGACAAGAAAAGUUCUUAUUGAUUUAAGCUUUGCAUGAACUGGGAAAUUUACUAUAUGCAGAUGGAUAACUAGGAGAAGCAGAAAUCCAAUGGAAUGACUGUGUAGAUACCAUAUUCUAGAGACUUUAUGUAGUCAACUCAUUUAGACAGGUCUUUAAAGAAAACCCCUAACUUGCUGACACACUUGGAUCUAAGCAAUGUCUUAUUGGUGGAAUAGUACUAACAAAAUUAGCCAAAUUAUGCUAUGAGGGUAGAGAUCAGUUCAGAUAUAAUGAAUGCCUUCUAAUGACUGCUGAGCUUUACGCAGCACCAGCAAAACUUAGCUUCCCACAUCCACAGCUGCCAAUAGAAUAUGCUAACUAUAGAAUGAGAGAGUUUCUCAGUGACUAGCUAUUUGCUGAUAAAUACAUUCUUACUCCCAGUGAGAUUAUGCAUACUAUUGGAGUAGCAACUCAAGCUCUCAUUGAUGCUGAUCUUCAUGAUAAAGCCUUACCUCUGGCUUCUCUAAUGGAAUAUAUGGCACAUGAGAUCACUAAGUCUAGAGUACUAACAGUUAAGGCAAGGCUCUUGAAAGCCAUUGCUCUGAUUGAAAUUGGUUUCAUUAAUGAGGCUUACCAACUCUACAAUAAGAUCUUAUCACAAAAAGACUUGCCUAAGAUCGGAGUUAGAGAGUCUGAGUUUAUUAACAAGAAAGAGGGCAAGAACUUCUUCUUCCCUUCAUCCCAGAGAUACUACAACCACCUGACACCAGAAAAUGAUAAAAAUCAAGAAGCAAUUUAGAAUAUCUCUAAGAGCAUCCCAGUUGAGAUAGUAAACCAACUUAAGAAGUACCUUUCUCCAUAUGUGAUUGACUUAUUGCAUUUCACAAGAAGUUUAUUCCUUGCGAGACUAGGAGAAUCAGAAAAUGUAGAGAUGCCAGAGAAAGCAGACUUCAGAGUUCAGCUACUCAGAUCAAGCGAGGAGAAUUUGAGAAACAUACUUAGGAGUAUACAAAUGAAUGAAGAAAUUCAGUUCUGCAAAGAUAAACUUGAUAAUCUUUUGAUCAAAGAAAUUGACAUUCCAGAUUAGGAGAUCGGAGACCUUAAGAGCAGACUUUAAAAAUGCUAUGAGGCAUCAGCCAUUAAUGAUGAUGAUUAAAAGAACUUCUUCACUAACAAGGAGGAGGAGAUGUGUUAUGCUGACAGAAGAUCACAAUAUUUGUCACUGCUCCUCAGAACAAGAUUGCUCAUUGGAAGAAUCCAACAAAAGCAAGGCUUCCUAAUACAAUCAUUCUAUGUCUUGAGAUAGGCUUUAACUAACUUCAAGGCUCUAGCUGAAGGUAAGCACUCCAAGGUAGAGAAUGGAGUAGAGGCUGAGGACAAGGGAUCAUUCAAGUUGCCUGAGAUUUACGGAGGAUCUGGACUUGGUAUCCCAUCUUCAGACCCUAAAGCAGCUGCACAGUAAAAACAAGCUUAAGCUGCACCAGCUAAAGGUGCACCUGCCGAUAAAAAAGGACCCCCAGGAAAAGGUGGUGCCUAGUAAUAACAAUAGGACGAAGAAGAAUUAAAGAGACAAGAAGAGGAGAGAAAGAAGAGAGAGGUAGAGGAAGAACUGAAGGAAAAGCGAAGAGUAGAGUCGGCUGAAAGAAGAGACCACCCACACAUCUAUCUCUGGCUUAAGAUCAAGCUGGAAAUAGUAAACAUUCUCUACAAUCAAAAGAGAUUUGAAGAUUGUGCAGACUGCAUUGCUGUGACUAAGCUAGAAUGCCAAUCUCUGAACGAUCUGUACUUCGUUCGACAACUGAUGGAGAUUGAGUUCAUGAUUGAGGUAUUCAAGGGCGAGAUCGAUCAGGCCAUCAGAACUGCUGAGAAAAUCAGAAAGCACGCUCAGGUCUACAACUAAAAUGACACUUCAUACGCUUUCUUCUUGGGCAAUCUGUCUGAACUGAUGUACAACAAAGAUAAGAGAACUGAAGCCAAUGAUGUUGUGAAAGAGGGAAGACUUAUUGUGUGGUACAAGCUAAGAGACUAUGGACUGGAUCUAGACCCAUAAAACAUCAAUUUCAAAGGAGAGGUCAAGGUAAACAAGGCUAGAGUUAAGCCAAAUGAAGACGUGCUCGCACAGUUCCAGACUGCAGUGCCUGCUGCCGGUGCCAAGGGAGGAGCUGCGUAACCUAAAGCUGGUGCUCCGGCUGGUAAAGCUGCUGCUGGAGGCAAAGGCUAACCUGUCGUGGCUGAGGAUCUACCUGUUGAAGAAGAAAAAGUAGACCCUGCAUUAGAUUUCAACAACAGAAUUGAAUACUAACUGAUUGGUGCUGAUUACAAUAUUAAUUCAUCACAAUAAGAGCCUAACAUCUACAUAAAAUUCUUGGAAUCAGCUGUAAGAUUUGACAUCCGCUACGCUUAAUACCUGACUAUGAUUGAGAAGAAGCAUGACUUGGCUAAAAAGCUACUUACUGACUCAGAAAAGCUUCUUAAACGCACUCUACAUAUCUCACCGCAGCUCAAAUUUUACGUCAACUACUUGCUUGGUCAUGCAAAUCUCUAGAUCUUCUAUGAUAAGCUAAGAGAGUAUCAGCAGAAGUAUGAUACCAAUGGCAAGUAUAAGGAUAGACUUCAGAAGCACAUCCCCUACGGUUCAGUUGCCUUGGGCAUCUACAUGCUGGACUUGCCUAACUUCAGUGAUAAGCUGAAAAAGUUCUACAGAGACUAUCUUGAAUGGGCUAAGAAAUCACUUAAGCAAUCCAUUGACUUUGCCAAGACUGAGCCCAUUGUCUAUGAAUUUGACUUCUCAGUGAUUGACGCAUUGAAGGAAUUGGCUGAAGUUAACUUUUUGAUUAGUGAAUACAGAGUCAGAGUGCUGGCCUAUAAGUAUGCUAAGUACAAGGAACUAGACAUUGCCAGAAAGAUCAGCAGGAAGCUGGAGCAUAGAAGAGAAGUGGACAAUGUAGUUGAUGACAACUUGCUUGAAGAGGAAAUCGAGAAAGAGAUUAAGAACGCCAAAGAUGAGUGGGAAGAGCAAAAAAUUAACAAGGAAAAACUAGAGAUCGCUAAUCACAGAAGAGCUUGCGCCUAUUAUUUGGAGUUAUCAGUCAAUUUAAGCAAGGUACAAAGAGAGUUCUUGGACAAGCAGCACUUAAUGAGUCAGGUCAACUUGACUGAUCCAAGCAAGAUCCCUAGAGAAAUCGCUUCUGAGCUCUUUGAGGCCUUCCAAGUCACCAAAGUCAACUAUGUCAAAGUACCUGAUUUUGAACCAAAGGAUAAGACUGUAAUAACUUCUUCAGAACUAUUAGCAUACUUGAAAACUCUUACUAAGGAAUUAGAAUUUAUGACUUUCGGAGAGGAGAAGCAGAGACAGAGCAAGCUUAUUAGUAAAUUGCACAGAUACCUCAAACUCAAUCUUGCUUCAUAUGUGCAAAAAUGUAAUGUAGAGAUUAAAGAUCCAGAUGAAUUCAAGGAUGUUUCUUAAAUCCCAGGGGCAUCAGUUGAAAGUUUUGAAUAUGUUCCAAAAACCAAACUAGUAAGCAAAUGGGCUGAUUUCAAGACACAAAAGAGCAGUAUGUUCUACAUUAUUGGACCAAUUGAAGAAUAACUCUUAUGGACUCUAUAUCCUAGGGAAAAGGAUGCAGGUCUUACUGAUGCCGAAUAACUAGUUAGAGAUGAAGAGAGAAGGGAUCAUCAGAUCGUGCACUUCGGUAAACUUGACGUCGAUCCAUUGGUGCUAUCAGCUCUUUACUAAGAAGUAAGGGACUUGAUUGACAAAAUGAAAUCCUCUGAGAAGCUAUCUGCUGCUCAUAAUGAAAGAGACCGAAGGGGUUACAAGAUCAAGUUCGAAUAGCUACUUGAGAGAUUCGGAAACUUCUUCAAGCCUCCAGUCCACACAGAUGACGAAAGCAAUGCAAAUGCUCAAAAUAUUGAUGUCUUGUAUCUGAUUAGAGACAUUAUACCAGAGCUUACAGUUGAUAACGUUGAGAAACUUGCAACUCUUCUUCAAAAAGACACAGGUUGUUCACUUAAUGAUCUUAAGUACAGCACUAUCCUCAGAAAAUUCCACAGAAUUAGAUAUGUCAAGUGA
Molecule: messenger RNA, 10593 nt
Organism: Stylonychia lemnae
Lineage: Eukaryota; Ciliophora; Spirotrichea; Sporadotrichida; Oxytrichidae
Source: the annotation of a GenBank genome assembly